GGUCUCACUCCGCAGCCGCCCGUCGCCCUUGCAGUCGUCCCGGGCCCUUCCUCCUCCAUCUUUCUCCUCCUCUUCCUCCCCGGAUCUUCUCCUCCGCUUAGCGCCCGGCCCAGAUUGACCCAAGAUGGAAGAAGAAAUCGCCGCCCUCGUCAUCGACAAUGGCUCCGGCAUGUGCAAAGCGGGCUUUGCCGGGGAUGAUGCCCCCCGAGCCGUCUUCCCCUCCAUCGUCGGCCGCCCCCGCCACCAGGGUGUCAUGGUGGGCAUGGGGCAGAAGGACAGCUACGUGGGCGACGAGGCCCAGAGCAAGAGGGGCAUCCUGACGCUGAAGUACCCCAUCGAGCACGGCAUCGUCACCAACUGGGACGACAUGGAGAAGAUCUGGCACCACACCUUCUACAACGAGCUGCGCGUGGCCCCCGAGGAGCACCCCGUCCUGCUCACCGAAGCCCCCCUCAACCCCAAGGCCAACAGAGAGAAGAUGACACAGAUCAUGUUUGAGACGUUCAACACUCCGGCCAUGUACGUGGCGAUCCAGGCGGUGCUGUCCCUGUACGCCUCGGGCCGCACCACGGGCAUCGUGAUGGACUCGGGCGACGGGGUGACCCACACGGUGCCCAUCUACGAGGGCUACGCCCUGCCCCACGCCAUCCUGCGCCUGGACCUGGCGGGCCGCGACCUGACGGACUACCUCAUGAAGAUCCUGACGGAGCGCGGCUACAGCUUCACCACCACGGCCGAGCGGGAGAUCGUCCGGGACAUCAAAGAGAAGCUGUGCUACGUGGCCCUGGACUUCGAGCAGGAGAUGGCCACGGCCGCCUCCUCGUCCUCGCUGGAGAAGAGCUACGAGCUGCCCGACGGCCAGGUCAUCACCAUCGGCAACGAGCGCUUCCGUUGUCCCGAGGCCCUGUUCCAGCCUUCCUUCCUGGGCAUGGAGUCGUGCGGAAUCCACGAGACCACCUUCAACUCCAUCAUGAAGUGCGACGUGGACAUCCGGAAGGACCUGUACGCCAACACGGUGCUGUCGGGCGGCACCACCAUGUACCCCGGCAUCGCCGACCGCAUGCAGAAGGAGAUCACGGCCCUGGCGCCCAGCACCAUGAAGAUCAAGAUCAUCGCCCCCCCUGAGCGCAAAUACUCGGUGUGGAUCGGCGGCUCCAUCCUGGCCUCCCUGUCCACGUUCCAGCAGAUGUGGAUCAGCAAGCAGGAGUACGACGAGUCCGGCCCCUCCAUCGUCCACCGGAAAUGCUUCUAAGCGGAGCCCUCCCUCCCUCCCUCCCUCCCGCACGUCGGGCCCGUGUCCUCCCCCAUCUCCCCGUCGUCCUCCCCAAAUCCGCCGGUAUCGAUGGUCCUCACCCCCUCCCACCCAUCCCCACCCCGGCAAAUGCGUCCACCUCAUGCUAGCCUCGUGAAACUGGAAUAAGCCUUCUCUCCAAACAGAGCCCACCCCGCGGGGAAGUCGGCCCAACCGGCGCUAGGCACGGACCAGCACCGUCCGGCCUUUCUGUUUUGUUUAUUUUUUUUCUUUUCCUUUUUUUCUUUUCAUUUUUUUUUUAAUGGUUUUGCCCCCCUCCCGUCUCGAAGCUGGGCCGUCAUCCUCUCCUCCGCCCCCCCGGAAAAGCGGGCUCACGCUUAGCCUAAAAAGAUGUCCACUCGCUGACCGCAAGGUUUUGUCCAAAAGAAGCGAAAAGAGCCUCACGGGUGGGUUUCCCUGCUUAUCUUGGGGGGUCUCCGGGGGUCCCUCCUCCCCAAGCUCGGCCCGGCCUGGGGUGGACGGGAGCGCUCGUUAUUCCAGAAUUACUCCAGGGGCUGGCGGGAGAUCGCAGCAGCGGUGAAGGCCGCAGCCCGGCCUGACCCCGCGAAACCAAAAUUUUGGUUUUCCGCGUCUUUGGCCGCGCCCCUUCACCUAGCAGAAGCUAGUGGGGAAAAUACCACACACAAAAACACACACACACACACACACACACACACACACGGGGCUGAGUCGCUCAACUUGAGUUGCAAAAAAAAGAGAAAAAAAUACAAAAAAGCGUCGGCAUCUAGACACCUGUAAAUUUCUGCAUCGUUUAAUUUAUGUAAGAUUUUUGUACGUUGCCUUAAUGUUCUCACAUGACAGUAGAAAAAAAAAAAAGAGACGAAAACCAAAAUUUGUAUGUCAUCCUAAAGUUGAGAAUUGUAUCGCCCAGGGAGUCAUGGUGUAAGGAGAAAAAUAAAAUCGAAGAGGAGAAAAAAAAAUAA
Messenger RNA from Tachyglossus aculeatus (Australian echidna), 2235 nucleotides. RefSeq names its product actin gamma 1 (gene ACTG1). The record is from RefSeq and is a predicted model, not a curated record. Bases 125 to 1252 code for a protein of 375 amino acids. NCBI's taxonomy places the organism in Eukaryota, Metazoa, Chordata, Mammalia, Monotremata, Tachyglossidae. The transcript is spliced from 6 exons.